AUGAAAGGGAAUGACGACCGGUUGGGCGAGGAGCUGCUCAAGCUGAAUACCCAGUUAAUUCAAAUAUAUGAACAAGACACCAACAUCACCGAAGGAGUCAAGCGCGUUCGUGGCCAGUACAUCGACUUCAUGACGGGAGUGGGCGUGGCAUAUGGCCCAAAUGAGUUGAUAUCUGGAGAGGCAGACACAUCGGUGGCAAAUAAUAUUAGGAUUAGUAUGCUCCUGGCAUCAUAUCCUGCCGUGGGUUAG
Molecule: messenger RNA, 249 nt
Organism: Aspergillus welwitschiae
Lineage: Eukaryota; Fungi; Ascomycota; Eurotiomycetes; Eurotiales; Aspergillaceae
Product: putative FAD monooxygenase
Exons: 1
Coding region: 1-249 (82 amino acids)
Source: RefSeq, a predicted model, not a curated record